ACGAAUACUUCGUAAACGGACUGUGUUUUUUAUUAUAUUUUUUUAUUUGCAAUGUGUGUUCGAAAGUGAGAGGGCUCGUAACCGGCGCCAGCGAUGUCGCUGGAGGGCCAGCGAUGCGUCUGCGUGGUCGUACUUCUCAUCCACACGGUCACUGGAGCUGGUGAAGGAUCAUCAUCUCCAGUUCCAGAAAUAUCAACAAUUAAAGCAGAACAGAAUGAACUGACGGUCACAUUCCCACCAUUAGAUGAGUUUUAUGGAAACGCACCAGAGAAACAUUUCGGCACUGAAAAUAAUACGAUUGUGACGUCACAAACUGGAUCCACCGCACUUCUGCCCUGCGUGAUUAGGAAUAUUGGAGAUGGUAUAGUAUCUUGGAUAAGAAGAAAGGAUUAUCAUCUGCUAACAGUUGGAUUGACCACUUACAGUUCCGAUCAGAGGUUCCAAGCAAUACAUUUGCAGCAUUCAGAGGAUUGGACUCUCAAGGUGAAAUUCGUGCAGAAACGUGACGCAGGUAUCUACGAGUGUCAAGUUUCCUCACAUCCACCGACCAGCAUCUUUCUACGGCUCGACGUUAUUGAGGCGCGCGCCCAAAUAUCCGGCCCCACGGAAAAAUACCUCAAGCCGGGAUCCACUCUACGUCUGCAAUGUUCCGUCGUACAGACUACUGAAGCACCCGCUUUUGUGUUUUGGUAUCACAAUAGUAGAAUGAUUAACUACGACUUGGAACGUGGCAUCAAUGUGACCACGGAUCCAGCACAGCGACUCUCCGACCUCCUAAUUCCAGCUGCGAGCGUCUCUCACGCCGGUAACUACACCUGCGUCCCCAACAACGCCGUACCCGCUAGUAUAUACGUCCAUAUUUUUAAUGGAGAGAAUCCAGCCGCGAUGCAAUCGUCGUCGCCUUGUCCUAUGAACUCUUGGUACAUUCAUGUCGUUCUAUACUCAUUUCUGAUACAUCUUAUUCUCCGGUGA
Molecule: messenger RNA, 972 nt
Organism: Papilio xuthus (Asian swallowtail)
Lineage: Eukaryota; Metazoa; Arthropoda; Insecta; Lepidoptera; Papilionidae
Exons: 8
Coding region: 94-972 (292 amino acids)
Biological process (GO): synapse organization
Cellular component (GO): neuron projection membrane
Source: RefSeq, a predicted model, not a curated record